Neopelma chrysocephalum (saffron-crested tyrant-manakin) is the source of this 1755-nucleotide messenger RNA. It is a transcript of the gene NSMCE2, whose product is annotated as NSE2 (MMS21) homolog, SMC5-SMC6 complex SUMO ligase. The record is from RefSeq and is a predicted model, not a curated record. Gene Ontology annotation, cellular component: Smc5-Smc6 complex; nucleus. The coding region runs from base 666 to 1439 and encodes 257 amino acids. Gene Ontology annotation, molecular function: SUMO ligase activity; ubiquitin-protein transferase activity; zinc ion binding. Gene Ontology annotation, biological process: protein sumoylation; protein ubiquitination; double-strand break repair via homologous recombination. The transcript has 7 exons. Lineage: Eukaryota; Metazoa; Chordata; Aves; Passeriformes; Pipridae.
CUGUUGUUAAAAUGUUGCCAGAAGCACAUGACCUAAAGAUGGUGUACUAAAAGAUAGUAUUGACUGGCCAAGCACAUUUUAUAAAUGGAAAAAAAGGACAAGAAAUAAACAUUAGGAGAGAAGAGAGCAUGACAGCAGGUAUUUAGGUCUCAUAGUCUGUAUGGUAUUGGUGAGGAAUGUGGCAAUGCUGUUUGGGUUAGGGUGAGUACAACGUGCAAUUCUGGAGUCUCAGGGAAAGCAGUAGAGGGAGAUACAGCUUAAGGUAUGCAAAUCUUGGGCAAAGCAUUGUACUUUCUAUUUAGAUGUUUUCCAGAUUGCUGUUGGAUUAUAGCCUGUCAAAGGCUGCUGUUGAUGGAACAACUUGUCCCUUUGUUACUUUGCGUACUGUUCAGAUAAAACUUCUAGUAUACCCCAAAUUUAGUUGUGGAUUCUGCUCUCUAUUUCACCCAACAGCAUCUCAAUAUAGUUGUUGAACAUAUUAGUUAUUCUUUAUAUGGACUAAUGCACUAUUUCUGUCUAUCUAAGACUUUUUGUUUGUUGUGUUUUUCUUUUUUUUUCUGGUGUAUCUAAAGCUGAAUCAGAAUUUUUCUAAUCUACAAUGUGAAGUAUAAAAUACUGCACACCAGGUUCAUGUUUCUCACAGUAGCUACAUGUCUGAGUGAGUUAUGGCAAAGCAAGAAGAAGGAAGAACAGAAGUUGGGAUUUCUGAGAAGAAACCAACAGAUAGUAACAAUUUCAAGAUGUCAGGUGGUGCAAAAAUCCCGUUCAACAUAAUUGAUACUGCUCUUUCUUCACUGAAGAGCUCCCAGUCCUUCAUCAACUCUGGAAUGGAUAUUGCUACUAAGACUGCCUUAGACCUUGUGGAAAGUUUCAAUGAUGAAGAGGAUGUUAACAGUAUGGAAGAAGUCAUGUUAGAAUUUGCUGCAAUGGAUAGAUCUCUUAAUAAUUAUAUAAGAGCAUUUGAGGAAACAGUAAAUCAGGUAAAACGAGAAAAACCAGAAAUUAUACCAGAUUUAGAAAACUUGGUGCAAGAAAAAUUAACUACAAUUGAGAACAAGAACAGUGACUCAGAUUUGAAAAGCCAUGAAAAAUACAUGUAUUUUAUGGAUCAGCUUAAAGAGAUGAAAAAACAAUUUCGUCAGAUAUCAGAUGAUGAUGAUGAGACCAUUGAACAAAUCGAUGAAGAUAUAGCUGUGACUCGGAGUCAGAUGAACUUUAUUUGUCCCAUUACACAGAUGGAAAUGAGGAGGCCGGUGCGAAACAAGGUCUGUGGACAUACUUACGAAGAAGAGGCCAUUGUAGAAAUUAUCCAGUCUCGAAAGCAGAGAAAGAAAAAAGUCCGAUGCCCUAAAAUGGGCUGUAGCCAUGAUGAUGUAAAAAGAUCAGAUCUUGUGCCAGAUGAAGCACUUAAAAGAGUGAUUGACAGUCAGAAUAAAUAAAGCUGGUCAACACUGGACGAGUGAGCUGGAUAUGCUACUGCCACAAAGAAAAUUUGUUAUUAGAGGUCUUGUGAGAUAAGCUGCUGAUUAUAUGUAGGUUGUGAGACUGUUAUUUUUUAAGUGUUAAGUGUUUAAUUUAUAGGCAAAUCAUUGUUAAGUGUUUCAUUUAUAGGCGAAGUUGAAGGCCUCAACUCUAACUGAAAGUAUUUUUUGAACUAAUGAAUGUAAGGAAUUCAGUUUUGUUUGGGGUAUUUUGACCUUCCUGAAUUUCUAAACACUUGCAUUUUAUAAAUAAAACAUGCUUUGCAGCAUUUAA